This is a messenger RNA of Protopolystoma xenopodis, 792 nucleotides long. The record is from the annotation of a GenBank genome assembly. Lineage: Eukaryota; Metazoa; Platyhelminthes; Monogenea; Polystomatidea; Polystomatidae.
AUGUCCCGAUUCUGUGGAGCUAUUUCAUUUUCUUCUUUGAUGAAAAUAGUCCUAUUAGUAUGUAGUACCGUUCACAUUGACGUAUUUAAAGAGUUGCAUGGAUGUGAAACAUCUCGUGUCUUCUAUAAUGAAAUAAAGAACAAUGAGUGCUUUAUGAAGACCUGGGAUAUCCUAUCGAGUCUGAAUAAGCCAUCUACUUUCAAGAAACUUUUGGCUUCGGCCUGUACUUCUUUUCGGACAUUGCCAUCUAUUAAUCUUAACUAUUCAGAACCCAAAAUCAAGAAUUCUAUUUCUGUUAAUUCAGAAACUGGUGAUCGAGAGGAGAUUAUCAAAAUCGGCAUUAAAUUUAGCGAAAAAGAUUUAAGUGAUGCUGAAGCCGCAUUUUUUAAUCCUAGAUUUAACUGCAAGCCAAACGUGCAUAAAUCUCCCAAAAGACCACUUCCUAGACGAUCACGUAUUCGAAAUAUUCUUAUUACAUCGGCCCUUCCUUACGUCAAUAACGUGCCUCAUCUAGGAAAUCUCGUUGGAUCGACACUAAGCGCUAAUGUUUUUGCUUUAUAUUGCAAAUUGGCUGAUUACAAUGUUCUUUCUGUUUGUGGCACUGACGAAUAUGGCACUGCGACUGAGGCCAAAGCUCAACUGGAAGGAUGUAGUCCGCGUGAAAUUAGUGAUCGCUUUAAUAUCCUUCAUAAAUCAAUAUACGACUGGUUCGAAAUUGACUUUGAAUACUUUGGGCGAACUUCAACACCUAAACAUACAGAGUAUAUUUUUUUAAUUAAUAUACUUUUGUGA